CUAGGUGACUGGUUCUUUUUGAAGAGGAAACUUUACAUAGGGUAAGGAAUUCCAGACAGCAAAACAUGGUCUUGAAAUUGAUCAUUACUCUUGUGAAGCCUACCCAACUUUAACGUGUAUUAAACAAGUUGGAUUGAUUUAAGACCACAAACACAUGCACUAAUUAAACAAGGGUUUUUUCCAUAAAAUGAUAUAAGAAUUUGAUCAGCGUCUCCACAAAUUUUCCAAGUAUUUUAACAUAGACAUAAACUAUUUAAUAUUCUAAAAGAAAAUGUAUGGUUGAGUUCUCUGGUUCUCUCUUCUCUGGGUGAUAGAAAGUCAAACAUGUAGCCCAAAUUCAGUUUUUGCAUCAAAAACGUCUCGAAACCAGCAUUAACAAUUCGAUAAAUGAAUUCAUAGAUUGAGCUCAAAGCACACCACGUGAUCAUCAGUUGUUAGUUUGCCCUGCACUAGCUAAGCUGUAACCUUUCUCCUUUAUGCAUUUCAACUACAAUGUACCAGCAGUCUCUGAUUUUUGGUUCAGUUAGACAAUUCAAAGGAAAAAAAAAGUAAAGAGCAGGCAGCCAAAAAAUAUGCUCCCAUAGUUCCUCACAACCUGCUAGAAUCAAUAUCAUUUCAAUGACUCUUUAUGACUCGUAUGAGGAACUUUGCCAAAAAGGAGAAAUUGUUACAUGAACUUGAAGUAAAAACCUCGUCACUCCACCCUCGUUGUAUAAAAUAGUUUCACAAUGAAAAAUUUCACAUUCUUGGGAUGAAUUGAUCUCUACAACAGCAUAUGGCAUCUGCUGCCACACCAGCAUUUCCUUCUACCAACGAGACAACCAACUAUGCUCGACUGUGUCGCCUUCUGGUGGAUGUUGGAUCUCAGGCUUUGAGAGACACUUUUGAUGCCAUACACCCUCCCACAAGACUUCAUGCAGUUUUGGGGCGUCACCCAGAGCAUGCAACACUACAGUCUCUGAGGAAGAAGAGAAUCCUGAAUCCUAUACAGUGGGGUAAGUUGUAUCCAACUAUACCAUCAUCCGUCUCAUCAAAAAACUUUGAUAUAACUUUACUGAUGGUGCUACUGAGGAAUAUCUGUGGGUUGCCUCAUCCCACCACUGGAUGGGACAAUCUUCCCCCAGCUGCAGAUGUGAGUAAAGAGGCCAACAUAGCGAGGCUGAAAUACUAUCGUAAUAAUGUGUACGGCCAUGCCAGCCAAGCCUCUGUGGAUGAUGCAACAUUUAACAACUACUGGCAGGAUAUCCGCAAAGCCAUAUUAGGACUGGUAGGAGCAGGUUAUGGAGCUGCUAUCAGUAACCUUAAGAAUGAGUCCAUAGACCCUGCUACGGAAGAACACUACAGGCAGCUGCUAAAGCAGUGGAAGCAAGAUGAAGACAACGUCAAAGAAACGAUCAGGGAGUUUGAAGAGCGAACCAGACAAGAGUUGCAGCAGAUCAGUAGUGAAGUGCGAAACAUUGGAGAAAAGUUGGACACCCAGCUGAAAGAGGACACGAGGAAUGAAGGCAAAGAACUCGAUCAGCACUACAUGAUAGAACAUGCAAUUAAAUUGUGUCCACAAUUUCCAUUUAACGCGUGGAUUCUAUUUAAAACUGCGAACUCACAAAGAAAUUUAUCUAGUCGCACCAACCAAGAUCUCAGCUACUUUUGAAAGUUAAGAAGGCAUUAUUUGUGAUCGGAUGUAAUUCAAAAAGGGUC
This is a messenger RNA of Stylophora pistillata, 1698 nucleotides long. RefSeq lists its product as uncharacterized. The record is from RefSeq and is a predicted model, not a curated record. NCBI's taxonomy places the organism in Eukaryota, Metazoa, Cnidaria, Anthozoa, Scleractinia, Pocilloporidae. Gene Ontology annotation, molecular function: protein binding.